AACGCAACUGGUAAAAAAUGGUGGAUCACAAGGUUGUAAGCCCCGUUCUGUUGGUGUAGCACCCUUAACCUACGUGGAUCACUGUAAGUAUGGCCAGGUGCUUCGGCGACAAAUUGAUGGCUCCACACGCGUCUCAGCCAAUUUGUCAGCACAAAGUUUACUCGUUACCGAGCCUGCAUCUCUGCAGAAAAUGGCCCGGGGACUUUCCUGAGCCAUGCACACUGCUAUGGCCCAACCACGCUAACCUGUGAUCCGGUUGCACCUACCCAGAGGCUUCGAAAUAUAUAACUAUGAUAAAUCUUUGAUCAUUCCCCGAUGUGAGACUGACUAACUGAACCCUUUGCUAUCAACAAACACCACACAGAAUUUCAAAUUCCCAGUGGAGGAGUGGAGAAAGGAAUAAAAUAUAUUAGGAGAGGCCUUUUGUGUUUAAGUUCAACUUACUUACCAUUAACAAAUUCUGCUUCUCGAACUGAUCCGUUGUUAAUGCCACACACACAGACAAUGUUCACCAAACCCUGAAUUUAAGUUUAUCUGCAUUCAUAAUUUGAUUUCCUAUUUUUUCAUCUCUUAUCCCAAAUCCAAAACCAUCCGAACCCUAAACCUCUCAAUGCCAACAGCAGCGGCAAGGGAUUCACCUUCAGCCAACAAUCUCGACGACUACUCGGCUUCCUCAACAGUCAUCACCUUCGACCGCCCCAUCCCGUUGCUCCGAGGCCCGUUACCCGCGGGCCCAUCGGACCACCCGUCGUUGGGCCCGAACGUGUUGGCUUUCCGCGACGCGCGUGCCUGGGCCUCCGCGUACAGAUCCUGCGAGCUCAAGAUUGUUCAGCAGUGCGAGGAAGGGGCGAGGAUCGGGUGCGCCAUCAGUUCCUCCAGCCGGUGCAAGCCUCCAUGGUGGAAGGCUCUGCUUGGUUCCAAACCCUCCGAUUUGAAGGAGCGAGAGCUCUGCGAGGAGCGUGAGAUGGCGAAUUGCUUCGCUGAAGCUAAGGAGAAGUGUGUUGAGUUUGCAAAAGACAAGUGCUUGGUUCCUUUCAGGGACGCGCGGAUUAGGGUCAAGGAAAGGGGUUUUGAUUCGAAGCGUGCUGUGAGAUUGAUUCACUGGGCGUCAGUGCCGGAGAGGACGUUGCGGGUGAUCAGUGCACUGGGUUUUGAUGCUGAAUUGGGAGUGACAAAUCGCAGGGCUGGUGAGUUGGUGAGAUAUGAUGAUUGUGUGAAGUGUAUUUUGGGUGAGCAGGAACAAAGUGUUGAAAACUGAAGCUUGGAUUUUGAAAGAGGAAGCACAUCCAGCAUGGUUUUGUCAAAUGCAUGUUUUGUAAUAUUGUUUAAUGCAGGAGAAGUUCAGGUUGUUGCCAUCUCACAAAGCUUGAUCAAGUAUUCAGGUUUUGCACUCUUAUUUUAAAACUGUUUUGGAAUUUUGUUUGAUGGUUAAUACACAAACAUGUUUUAUGGUCAUGGAGUCAUGACCAGAAAAUGCACUGUAGUCCUAUCUAUUGUUAACUGUAUAAGGUUUUGUAGAUGUCACCUGUUCAGUUCGAAGCUAGCCUUUGCAUUCUGGAGUCUACAUCAGUUUAAUCUGAUAACUAAAUCCACUAGGUUUUUCCCUUUUACCAUACUAUUCUUUUUUUAAUGUUCAGCCAGCUGUUUACUGAGUUCAACCACAAUAUGUUUCCCCUUUAUUUUAUUUUAUUUUUCUCGUUGUUUUGCAUGUUUGGGUUCUGAUGUUGAAGGAUUAUGAAGAGUAUGUUCAAUCUAACUAGUUGGAUUAACUCGUCGGGGCAAAACUAUUGGUACCGUCUCUAGUUUGCUUCUGCUUGUAUGUGAUGAUUAUCUAUACCUAUUAUCUAGAGGAUUGAGGGUGUUUGUGUUUAUUAACUUUGUUUGGUCUCUCUCACAAUUUUAUUUUGUAAUAUAAUUCUGAAGUGGUUGUCGAACUUGAUCCCUUCAAGUUACACUCCUUAUGGAUUCUUUAACCAUUGAGCUAUAAUUCUUUUUGUGUUUGUUGUAUGAUAUUAAAAAAUUAAAAAGCGGUCCAAUAAGUGGUGCCUAUUGGACGCUAGUGGUUUUAAUGGAGAUGUUAAAAUAUGUUUCCUCUAAGCUACUUUGGAAUAGCUCAAAUGUUUAGAGACAAGUGGGUUGAAGUCUCAGGUUUAUCAUGUAAGUAUAUCAAUAAAGUGCUCUGGGGCAGAAUGUUGUUUAAAAAUGUGGUGGUGCCUUAGUUCUCUUCUUUUUUUUAUUGGGACAGGGUGGUGCCUUCUGUUUGUUCUGCUUGUUAUGGCCAAAUCUUUGCUGACUUAAAUCAACUGAUGCAGUCCAGAGUGAAAUUUAACUUUCUGUUCUAUGUCAUACCCUCAUACACCAAUUGUGAGUGCCAUACAUUGUAGAUCGAGGUCUGUUUUGUUGACCUAUUCUAUCUUAAAGUACAUAUUUUUGUUUGUUUCUCCUUGCCUUGCUUCAAAUGGGGCUAUAUCAACUGUUACGUUCUAAUCUUUUCUAUUUGUGUUUGAUGUGUCUGUGUUUGCUCAUGGAAACAUCAAAAAAGGAGGAAGUAACUCCCCUUGAACCUUUGCUCUCACACAGAAGUAGCUCCCUAACAUAUUAUUUUAUAUUUAGCUAAGAUUUUCCUGUGUUUUGCUUGUUGCUACACUUUUGUUGAUAUUAUGUGAAUUUAUUUAUUGGUGCUAGAAAAAGAGGAGCAUUUGGCAAGCAAUUUCUCCAUAAUUAAUCUUACGGUGGUAGUUAGAGGAUGGAGAAAUGAAAUACUUUAGGGGUUUUAGACUCACUUUUCCCUUUAAAGACAAAGUUCAAUUGAACAUGGUAGUCUAUAAGUUAAAUAUGUGUAUAAUAUCUUAUUUUUAUUUAUUCCUUCAUUACUUGUUUAUUGAAUCUUCCUAAAGAACGAAGAAAAAUAUGCAUUUCUCCCCAAAAUUAUUUACUUUUCUUGCCAACUUCCAAACAUUUGUCCAUUGGUGUGAGAGAGAAAUUAAGUUGAGAUUUAAGUGGGUGGUUAGUAGGAGUCCUAGGUGGGAAACAUAGAGCCAUGGAAAAUUUCUGAAGUUGAUUCUCGUGGAUAAUGGAGACAAUGAGAUGAUUGUAAAAUUUUAAGACAAAAUGGCCAGAAACAAUGUUCAUUUUGCUUAGACUUCAAAUGCCUUAUUUAGAGGAUUGAUUAGAAAAAAAAAAUAUUUCCUUCGUGCUAGUAGUUAGUAUUUAUAUGCAAAUUUCUAUAAAUUUAAUUGCACUACUUCCUGGCGACUCAGGUUGCUGAAAUUAACGGUUUAUGAUGUGCCCUACAAUUAUUAAAACAAAGACUUGGUCAUUGUGGAAAGGGGCUGUCGACUUGGAAGGUGCUGCGAAGUUUCAGUGAUGGCCCUCCAGGAAUUUAUAAUGCUUUUAGGGCCCAGGUCCAAAUAUCAUAUUUGCCCAAAAUUACCGGAAAGUUUCGUAUGGUAGGUAUAUCUCAACAUAUGAAAAGUCAACACUGUUACGACUGAUGAAGUUACUAUGUAGUUUCCAAUGUUAAUGAGGAGAAAGAAAUAGAAGCACGAUUCAUGAGGCGUGAUUAACCACUAACACCUUUUCCAUUGGCGUUAUCAACGUAUAAAACCUGCUCCCUCUCUUGUUCGUCACAGUUGGAAAGUACGAAGAAAAUGUAAACCUAACCAUACCAUACCCUGUGACACUGAAUUAAGUUUAGAGGCAAAUUGGAAGGAGGAAAACCACAAGGUCUACAUUCUAAAUAUAAAUAAUGUGUUGAUAACUUGUCAAGAUUUGGCGUGUGGUCUGCACAAACAUUUGUAGAUUCUGAGUAAUGGAUUAAAAUGGGUAAAACACCUCAAUAAAUCAAAUGCACAUCAAUAUCGCCUGAAUGUUCUAAACCAGAAAAUGUCGCGUGAAAGUCUCAAAAGUAUAUUUAUAUA
Arachis stenosperma is the source of this 3920-nucleotide messenger RNA. RefSeq lists its product as uncharacterized. NCBI's taxonomy places the organism in Eukaryota, Viridiplantae, Streptophyta, Magnoliopsida, Fabales, Fabaceae. Bases 611 to 1258 code for a protein of 215 amino acids. Gene Ontology annotation, cellular component: plastid. The record is from RefSeq and is a predicted model, not a curated record. The transcript is spliced from 4 exons.